Messenger RNA from Hevea brasiliensis (rubber tree), 1158 nucleotides. RefSeq lists its product as uncharacterized. The record is from RefSeq and is a predicted model, not a curated record. The coding region runs from base 1 to 1158 and encodes 385 amino acids. Lineage: Eukaryota; Viridiplantae; Streptophyta; Magnoliopsida; Malpighiales; Euphorbiaceae. The transcript is spliced from 8 exons.
AUGGACACCAGAACAUCUGCUGCCCUUAGAGAUAAAAGUGACAAUAAUAGAAAAGAUCCUGCUUGGAAGUAUGUGCAUUUAUUCAAGCCACCAAAUACAAAUGAUCUUGUUUAUGUUAAGAGGAUGGGUGAUGAUGAAGACGAAGAUGAAAUUGAAAGGGUAAUGAAAGAUAGGAAAAAUGCAAAGUUGAAGCAAACCACCAUAAAUGAUUCAUCCAAAAAAGAAUUGCAAGAAAAGGCAUGUAGGGAUAUAGCUCGAUGGAUGUAUGAUGUGGCAAUUCCUUUCAAUACUGCCAAUUAUCCAAGUUUUCAAGUGAUGUUAGAGUCUGUUGGACAAUUUGGUGUUGGUUUGAAGGUACCAAGUUACCAUGAAUUAUGGGUUCCCUUAUUGAAUAGAGAAGUUACUGAUGGGAAGAAUUCAUUGAAGUCCUAUGAAGAAGAAUGGGCAAAGUAUGGUUGUUCUAUAGAUGUGAAGAAUUCAUUGAAGUCCUAUGAAGAAGAAUGGGCAAAGUAUGGUUGUUCUAUAAUGGCAGAUGGAACAGUUUUCCUUGAGUCUGUGGAUGCUUCAAAGUAUUCAAAGGCUAGUGAGAAGAUGUUUGAGCUGCUUGAUAGAAUUGUGGAUCAUGUUGGGGAGGCUAAUGUGGUUCAAGUGGUGAUAGAUAAUGCUAGCAACUGUGUGCUUGCAGUUGAUGGUGAGAAAAGGCUUGCAAUGGGAUAUAUUUAUGAGACAAUGGGAUAUAUUUAUGGGGCUAUGGAUAGGGCUAAAGAAGCAAUUGCAAAGUCAUUUAGUGAAAAGGAAGAAAAAUACAAGAUUGUUGCAGAUGAAGAGAUUAUGACUGGUUUAUACACAGUUCUACAAAGAGCUUCAACUCCAAAUUUGAGAAUUUUUGCAAUAAAAGUGCUUAGCCUCACUUGUAGUGCAUUUGGUUGUGAGCAUAAUUGGAGUAUUUUUGAGCAUACAAAUAAUAGUAAUGAAUGGUUGAUGGGUCAAAUGGAGGAAGAGCUAGAAAAUGAUGAACUUGUGUUUAAGGAUGACAAUUUGAAUUGGAAUGUGGUUGCUAAAGCUAUUGGAGUUGAAGAGGAUGCCUACAACAUUAGAUCUGGGAAAGAAAAAAAAUAUAGAAUCUACAAUUGCUUUAAGAUCUAUGUCAAAGCAUAA